UGUAGAAUUUGCAUGUUUUAUUCAAAGCUGCAGGGCGUGAAAAGAGAUGUAAUAAACUACAGGAUCAACCCUCAUGAGCACAGGUGAUUCUGAUUAAGUUUAGCAUGUAUUUCUGCUCCUGUUCUGACUGGACGUGCAGCAGUGUUUGGAUCAGUCCAUGCUGCUGCUGCAGAGACUCCCGAAGGCGGACUCUAGCCUGCUUUGCAUACUCAGGACUCCACAGGCAGCAAGCAGCCUGCUCACACAUCGUUUCACCUGAGGAAGCACCAUGUCUUCCUCUCCCACCUCCUCCUCCUCCAUCCCCAUUCUGAAGCCCAAGAGGAAGACUAAGAAGAAGCACUUUGUGCAGCAGAAGGUGGAGGUUUUCCGAGCCAGUGACCCGGUCCAGAGCGUCCUCAUGUGGGGAGUCAACCACUCGAUUAACGACCUGAGCCAGGUGCCUGUACCUGUCAUGCUGCUUCCAGACGACUUCAAAGCCAGCACCAAGAUCAAAGUCAUCAACCACUUCUUCAACAAGGAGAACCUUCCCGGACAAUUCAAAUUCAAAGAGUACUGUCCACAGGUGUUUAGAAACCUACGAGAGCGCUUUGGCAUCGAGGAUCAAGACUACCAGGUUUCUCUGGCCCGCAGCGCUCUGCUCAAAGAGGAUGAGGGGAAAUUUGUGGGACCGCUGCUGACGUCAUAUGACCACACUUUGGUGGUAAAAGAAAUUUCCAGUGAAGAGGUGGAGGAAAUGCACACCAUCCUCUCGGAGUAUCAUCAGCAUAUUGUCACCUGUCAUGGCAGCACGCUGCUUCCUCAGUUCUUGGCCAUGUACAGGGUGACGGUGGAGAGCGAGGACACCUACCUGUUAGUGAUGAGGAACAUGUUCAGCCACAGACUUCCUGUACACAGGAAAUACAACCUGAAGGGCUCCCUGCUGUCUCGUGAAGCAAAUUUCAAAGAAAAGGUCAAAGAGUUGCACACCCAUAAAGAUGCAGAGCUCAUGAACAACAUGCAGAAGGUUUACCUGAGUGAUGACGAGAAGGGGAAGAUGAUGGAGAAGCUGAGUGGAGAUCUGGAGUUCCUCAUACAGAUGAGGAUCAUGGACUACAGCCUGCUGCUGGGGAUCCACGACAUUGAGCGAGCUGAGAGGGAGGAGGAGGAAGAAGCAGAUUUGUCCAACGAGGAGGAAGAGGAGGAUGAAACUGACCCGGCAGCUCCUUGGAGCUCCACCUCACCAGAGGGCAUCACAGGCUACAUGAAGUCCUUCAAACCGAUGGGACCUGGGGAGUUUGACCCUUAUGUGGACAUGUACGCUGUCCACAGCUCUGUGGGUGCCCCGCGGAGGGAGGUGUACUUCAUGGGCCUGACUGACGUGCUGACGCAGUACGACACCAAGAGGAGAGCUGCUCACGCUGCCAGGGCUGUCAAACAUGGGGCUGGAGCUGAAAUCUCAACGCUUCAUCCUGAGCAGUACGCCAAAUGUUUCAGUGAGGUCAUCAAUAAGAUCUUUGCCUAGUUGACAUUUUUCCAAGUGAAAAAUGUAUGAACGGUUAAUGUCACCACAGUUCAGGCAUGUUUUUACACCAACAUAAAUCAUUACACAGUCUUUGUGUUUGUUUGGAUCCUAAAUUAAACUGACCUAUUUCAUUGUUUUGUAUUGAACUCUGAUUUUUCUGCAGCAUUAAUUUGUUAUAGUAGAACAUCUGGCUGAAAAAAUCCCACUAGAUCUGCCAGAAUGGACGUGACAUGUGAAAUAAAUGUCCAUGUAAAGGUUACAUGUGCAUAAACUGGACAUCUUUGCGACUGCAUUUGUUUUAAGUCUCUUUGUGAUUGGUGCCAUUAGGACAAUCUGUUUAAUUAACUAUUCUGUUCCCCCAAACGGAGGCUGUCUAAAACAGUUAAGGCCCAACAAUCAGGACAAUUUUGACCUGAUCCUUUCCUUCCAACAAUCUUAAGGAGAAGCCCAGUUACCAUAAGAUGAUCUUAACAGAGAUUCCUGCCGUGUGUGGUGUGUUGCACACAGCUGGGAAGCACGUCACGACUGCUACAAUCAUAAAUCUGGGAUGUUUGACAUGUUGAAUUAUCUUAGUCUGAUUUUCAGAGACAAGCACAUGUGCUGCCUGUAGAAUGUGAAAUGUAGCCAAUCAGAAAGCGAGGUGGCAGAACUCUGAAAUCACGUUUGAUCUCAGGAGGUUUUGCAAAAUGUCCCAUCUGACCGGGGAAUGUUUGUGUGUAAAAUCCAUUCAUGUGUGGUGUGUUGUCUUUAUCAUGUGACCAAACACCACACUGUGGAACAAAAACUGUUACAUGUGAGAUUUGUAUGGUCUGUAAUGUUAGAAAACCUUCCAACAAUUUAAAAAUCUUGCAGCGUGAACCCGGCCUUUGUUUUGCUGUAUUUCAAACUAAUUAUGUCAUCAUCUUGUUUCUAUUUGGAGAAGAAAGUUGGCAUGAAGAUCAAAAAGAACUCUUUUCAGUUGAAUUUCUGAUUUCUUUUGGUUUAUGAUUAACCCAAUAAAUCAGAAGAAGAGAAGUCAAAUUCCUAA
Molecule: messenger RNA, 2528 nt
Organism: Nothobranchius furzeri (turquoise killifish)
Lineage: Eukaryota; Metazoa; Chordata; Actinopteri; Cyprinodontiformes; Nothobranchiidae
Product: phosphatidylinositol 5-phosphate 4-kinase type-2 gamma
Biological process (GO): phosphatidylinositol phosphate biosynthetic process
Cellular component (GO): plasma membrane
Molecular function (GO): 1-phosphatidylinositol-5-phosphate 4-kinase activity; 1-phosphatidylinositol-4-phosphate 5-kinase activity
Source: RefSeq, a predicted model, not a curated record